UGGAAGGGGAUAUGAGAGUCAAUUAUCUGUGGGCACCAGAAAGGUGAGACUCCCAACUUCAGUCGUUCAUUGUUCAGUGAGUGAAACACGCGAGAUAAAUUCGAGGUGAAAAGAGUUCCACUGUGCGCAAUUGUAAGAUUUUACCUGCGUCUGCUUCGGAGGAUUAAUUUAGGUCCCCUGAAAAUAGUGUCUUGGAUAUAUUCUUUCAGUGUUCCCCCAAAGGAGCGUUUAUUGAAAUCUCGAGGAUCUUCCCAGUCCAUCUUCCAGCCACACCGUUCUCAUUUUCAAGUUAGAAAGUCAAGGGAAAGUGAUUGACGCAGAUUGAGAAAGACCAAACAAUCGAGUGAAAGACAUUCGAGAUUCAAGUCCAAUUGGAGAAUAUAACAUAGCUGUGGACAAAAAAGCGAGUAUCGGGAACUGUUUGGCAAUCGAGGAGAAAGCCAAAGAGUGUCCAUCGGAAAAGAAUUCGCAAUAAAAAAACGGGGAUUAACAUUUGCCAGGCAACCAGAUCAAAGUACUAAAAAAAUGAGGCAAAUUGACGUUGAGAGUCCGAUAGUUCCUCCCUUGAUUGACAUAAAAGAGAGACGGGAAGAUCCACUGCGGAGGAUCCAGGAAGAAAUUAACGAAGUUGUCAGACGCGAGAGAGAAUUGAGAGCAGCUGCAACGCGCAUUCAGUCGCCGAAGUCUCCCGUUGUAGCCCUUGCGGAUGAUUCAGGUAUCUCCACAACAUCUUCGAGCCCCGUGAACGGUGCCCCAGCUGAAGAGGAGGACAAAAGUUCUGGGCCAAAGUCAGCUCAACCCUUCAAUCGCACCCCCACGGCAUUUACCUUUGUGCCGCGCAAUCAGACCAAUUUGCACCAGGGUCCACGCAUUCCGGAAAUGCUCACGCGGACAAUGUCCACGCCACAGAUCUUCCAGCCAACACCCAAUCAGCGGCGGGGCUUAAUGCAGCGCUUCAUUGCGUCCCGUGGGAGAAUGAAUGCGAACCAGCAGACGUUUCCCGUCGAUAAAAAGAUCAACAAUGGGCCUCCUAUACUUAUUUCACCAACGGCCAAGACUAGUCCUCCAGUGAUCGAACGUGAUCAAAAUGGGCGACCUAUUAGACGAGGCUACGUUCCCGUUGAAGAGAAGAUACAGAAGGAGUUGCGUGAAAUGAAGAAUCGCGAAGUGGAGCUGAAGCAACUUCGUAAGCUGUCUCACUUGCGAGCAUCAAAUCCCGACCUUCUUGAUGAAGGCGAAGAUUUUGACAUUGAUGAUGGAUCAGAUCGAGAUGAAGAGUCCGGUUCUUUUGGAAAAAUGAACGGAGCCAAAUCCAUCAGUGAACUAUGCGACAGUCUUACGAGUUCUAGUCUCUCACCCAGGAAUACCCCAAGCCCCAAAUUGGAUGGACACAAUCACACAAAGCUGCGUCCUGCUCUAUCCCUGGCUCAGCUUUGUGAUGUUGACCCCACAGAGGCUCCUUCGGCACCCUGCUUGAUUGCCCAAUGGGAGGACUUUAUCAUGAAGAAGCGCCGAAAGAACAUCUAAAGACUCCCCGCCCAGAUGGUUCUGCAUGUCGAUCAAAGUUGUACCAGGGAUGGAUUUUGUCAUCCAAAAAUAUACAAAAAAAAUCUGUGAAUAGAUUUCCUCUGCAAUUUUUUCGCAAUGGCUUUUAAAAAGUGAUUUUUAGUUUUCAAAAUUAGUACUAAAAAAUUUAUUUUGGAAGUAAUUUCCACAAAGUAUGCUGAAAAUUGAGUAGAAUUUGAAGACGAUUUUUUAUAACAUUUUAAGCAUUUGUCUUUAUAUUUUAUAACUCCUAUUGUCAUGAGAUAUUUUGUUAUAUCUUAUAAAUUAAUUUGAAGAAGUAUUGUUAUGGAAGUAUUGAUUGGUUGAGAAUGAAAUGUAAUUGUAAAUAUAUUGAAGUAUACACAAUAAAAAUGAUUUAUUGAAGAAAUAUUAGGAAAA
Phlebotomus papatasi is the source of this 1944-nucleotide messenger RNA. RefSeq lists its product as uncharacterized. Lineage: Eukaryota; Metazoa; Arthropoda; Insecta; Diptera; Psychodidae. Bases 526 to 1527 code for a protein of 333 amino acids. The record is from RefSeq and is a predicted model, not a curated record. The transcript is spliced from 6 exons.